Molecule: messenger RNA, 3138 nt
Organism: Rhincodon typus (whale shark)
Lineage: Eukaryota; Metazoa; Chordata; Chondrichthyes; Orectolobiformes; Rhincodontidae
Gene: rapgefl1
Product: Rap guanine nucleotide exchange factor (GEF)-like 1
Exons: 14
Coding region: 297-1790 (497 amino acids)
Biological process (GO): Ras protein signal transduction; positive regulation of GTPase activity
Cellular component (GO): plasma membrane
Molecular function (GO): guanyl-nucleotide exchange factor activity
Source: RefSeq, a predicted model, not a curated record
GUUCAGAACCGCCCAGGAGCUGCGGGAGAAGGGCGGGGCGGAAACUACAACUCCCAGAGUGCCCCGCGAGCAGCUCCCUGUCACCUGCUUUGGAAGCGCAGAGAUGUAUCAGCUUGCAGACUGCCAUGGAAAUUCCUGUUUUGCUUCAAACAGUCAAUGGGAGUGAACUGCCCUCCAGCAUUGUGUUCGCCUUCGUUUGAAACAAACAGCCUUCACGAUGAGGUAGAGCCCCGCCCCGAAAAACACAGGCGUUCAGACUCGCUGAAAAUCCUCCCUUCAGUCCCGAUAAGUAUUCCAUGACGAUGACAGGGAUGAAGCAGAUCGAGAAAUUUCUGAAAAAACAGACCUCGACCCUGACCAGAAGCCGUGUGGAAAAGGACAACGUUUUCCCGGGGACCCUAAAGCGACGGCCGAGCGCUUCCAAAAUACUCCCGUUCCUGAAGGAUGCGGUGUCUAGCAGUGAUAGCCCCAGCCCCAAAGAUGAGUUUAGCCCAGACAUUGGAUGCCUGGAGAGUAAAUGGACGGACACAGAGGACGACCUGACCAGUCCUUCCCUGUCGUCGGGUGAAAUCAGCCCCAAUGGGUCCACGCUCAGCAGUAAGUUGUGGCAUCUCUUGGACACCCCCGAGAACAUUGUGGAGCACGUGCUGGAGGGACUGCUGGAGACAACCAAGAGCAGUGCGGAUGCAGACAUUCUGCUGGAUGAUUUUCUCCUCACCCACUCUGUCUUCAUGCCAACAGACAAGCUGCUGCAAGUUUUACACAAACAGUACUGCAUGAGUGCUUCCGAAAGAGCUGAAAGCUGGAAUGAAGCUUACCCUCAGUUAAAGAAACAGAAGGUUUUGAGAAUCACGGUCGAAUGGGCAGAGAAGUGCAAGGAUCUUCUGCUGGAAGAUGAAAUUGCAGUAAGGUUGCUGAAGGACCUGAAUGCUAUCGCCAGAAAGGACCUGCACGUCUAUCCUAAUCUGAAAGAAGAGCUGACAAGGCUCAAGCACAUUGUGGAUACCGUGGAAUACAGGUCACCUGAAGAAUGCAGCCACUUGAGAAAGAAACAGGUUAAACCUCUGUUUCGUCACUUCAGUCGUACUGACAUCUGCUUGCAGCAGCGGGAGCCCCUGCGUGGUACAGAUGAGAUUUUCUGUCGUGUUUAUGCGAGUGAUCACUCCUACGUCACCAUCAAGAGCAGACUGUCAGCGUCCGUGCAGGAGAUUGUGUUGUCUGUAGCUGAAAAACUUCAGCAUUCUGAAGAAGAGUCCAAGGAACCAGUGCACAAGAACCUGCUGCUGGUCGCUUUAAGAUCAUCGGGGGAGAAAACAAUGUUUCGGUUGGACGAAGAUUCCGUGUUUACCACAUUGGGCGUUAACACUCACCUGUUUGCUUGUACAAAGGAAUCUGUAGAGUCUCUGAAACUGCCUGCAAAAUGCAAAAAGCUGUUCCAGAAAUUUGAGAGCUUAACGGAUCCCUCACGAAACCAUAAAUCCUACAGAGACACCAUCGCCAGGAUGAAGCCUCCACUUAUUCCUUUUGUUCCCUUGCUGCUGAAAGACAUGACAUUCAUACAUGAGGGCAACAAAACAUUCUUGAAUCAAUUGGUGAACUUUGAAAAGAUGCAUAUGGUGGCCAAUGCAGUACGGACCAUGAGGAAAUAUCGAAGUACCCCGCUCGAGCUGGAGUCUGAAGCGGCUGCAAACCACAUUGAGAUUAAAGCGUACAUCCGGCAGCUCCAUGUGAUUGACAAUCAGCAGUUACUUUAUGACCUCUCUUAUCGACUGGAGCCCAAGGACCCAUAAUCAUCGGGGUGCUCUGCAAUGCUCGCCGAUGGCAUUGGAAGUGUAUGUGGCUGUGCCACUGCUGGAUUGAACUCUGUGUGUGUGUGUGUGUGUGUAACCGUGUAGAGCCAUCGACCUACAAAAAGAGAUGCUGUGCCUGCCACAAGUUGAAUGUACCCUACAGAAGCUGACCUCAAGGACUGCCUUUAGACCUAUUCCAGACACCUUCAGUAUAUUGGACUGGUCUGCUACGGCCCAGGGACACUUGUGGUGUGUGCCCAGUGUUCUUACAAGAAUUUUGUGCACUGAUGUAGGACCUUAAGCGGGGAGCACUGAAUGCCUGCAAGCUGUCUAAGACUAUUACCCUUGAAAUGUUCCAUUUAAAGAAACCGUGGGCCUGCAUGUUCAAAGAAUAUUCACUUUCAACUAACACAGGACGGAAACAGGAUGGGUAAGUGGAGAGGGAGUGGGAGUGUUGUGUAUGGGUCUUUCUCAGGAACAUCCUCAUUCCUGCUUUUGUCCAGAAUGAUUCACUUUCACUGAAGAUCUAAAUCAAAUGCCCUCAGUAUUUACACUGCUGUAAUGUAAUAGAUGGUGACCCAGGACAUUGGCUCCCUCUGUUGGCAAGGAGUAAAUCGCAUGAAGUUUGAACUGACUCUGGUGUGUGCCAAUUGCAUCAUACCUGAUGUGAAACCAGGAACCGGUAAUAACACUGCUCGCCUUCACCCCCACCUACACACCCCCCUCCCUAAUUGAAAUAUUUGUUAGCUGUGCCUCCAUUUAUAAGACCUACCACCUCAUUGCCUACUUCAGAUGACAGAACACUGUCUCCUCACUCGAUAUUGAUGGCACCCUGAACUAGGAGGAAAAAUGCAAGAACAACCUGAAGAAUCAAAGGGAGGGAUACACCCCACACUCUUUCUAUUCCCUGUUUUGCCUCCCUGUGUAUUGGGACACUGCUGUUUUGCCCCUUUGUUCUGGGAAUUCACAAAUGCAACACCACGCACAACCAACAGGUAGAGCAUUAUGAGGGUGUGCCAUUGGAGGAAAAGAUUGAGACAUCAGUUUGACACCCAGCAUUGUGCAUGUUUAGAGUUGUAUCCAUUUUUGGUUUGUUGUAGAAUUUCAUUGUAAUAUAAGAUGGAUCAAUUAUUUUUUCAGUUUUUAAUUUCAGUGUUGCAUUUAGAAAAUAAUUUUUACAAUUUUUUCAAUUUUGUACAAAGAAUGCUUUUUCUCAUUUGGAUUUAUUUUGAGUUUACCGGGUGUAGAUAUGUAGUGUUCAUCAAACUAUCUCUGUUGUCUACUUGUAAAGAAAGCACUUACAGAUCAGACUGAAAUUAUGCAUAAGAGAAUAAACAAUUUUUUUAAA